Phialemonium atrogriseum is the source of this 1679-nucleotide messenger RNA. RefSeq names its product putative 3-beta-hydroxysteroid dehydrogenase. Bases 413 to 1315 code for a protein of 300 amino acids. Gene Ontology annotation, cellular component: cytoplasm. The transcript has 2 exons. The record is from RefSeq and is a predicted model, not a curated record. Lineage: Eukaryota; Fungi; Ascomycota; Sordariomycetes; Cephalothecales; Cephalothecaceae. Gene Ontology annotation, molecular function: oxidoreductase activity, acting on the CH-OH group of donors, NAD or NADP as acceptor.
CCUCACCAAUGGUAAAUUUCUGAGCGGGGUCAGCUCGUCUCGAUGCCUCCUCAGGCAGGGCCCGCAUCUCUUAAUUUUUUCCCUUUGCAUACCAUAGUAGGUAGGUACCUUAUCUCAAAUUGUACAGCCAGGGGAAGGUUUAGACAGAUUUGUCGGGAUCAUCCACGGAGUACCUACCUACCUAACCGAUUCCCUCAAUUAAGUUUCGGCUCUUGAUGCUUCAGAGCGGGGAACUGCAACGUUGGCGCCACAAACUCUCGGUCAAUGUCGCGAAUUGUUAUCCGUCGCUCCCGCGCGCCCUCCUUGGCACACAUGUAGUAUCCGUAAUGACGGGAACGCUGUCAGAGCUGAUAGCCAAGCUGAGCAUCACGUCCAGCGCUAUCGAAAGCAAACGGGCAAGGCAACUCCCAACAUGGGCAGGGUAGCGCUUAUCACCGGAAGCGCCUCGGGCAUAGGCCUCGCCGUGGCCAAGCACCUCGCGAUCGAGAAGGAGGGCUGGAAGGUCGUGCUGUUGGAUUCUAACGGGGAGGCGGGCGCUGCCGCCGCCGCAUCUAUCCCCGACGCCGUCUUCGUCGAGGUUGACGUGACAUCGUGGUCGUCGCUGUCGCGCGCCUUCGACGAGACCUUUGCCAUGUUCGGCGGGAUCGACUUCGUGUAUGCCAACGCCGGCAUCUUCGAGCGCGGAAACUUCUACGAGGAUCUGACGGCCGGCACGCGUUCUGACAAGAGGAUGCCACCGCCCCCGCCGCCAAACCUUCUGGUGCUCGAGGUCAACCUCAAAGCUAUCAUAAUGACGUCCUAUCUGGCGCAGCAUUAUUUCCGCUUGAGCCCUCACAAGGGAAAGGACGCAGCGCUGGUCAUGACAUCCAGCGUCUGCGGGCUGUACCCGUCCCAGUAUACCCCCAUCUACGCGGCCACCAAGGCAGGCGUGGUCAAUUUCAUGCGGUCCAUUGCCCCCCCAUUCUACACAUCGGACGGCAUCCGCGUCUAUGCAAUCUGCCCGGGCUCGGUGCGCACCGACUUUCUCAAUGACCAAGAGUGGGCAAUGUUCCCGGCUGAGCUCUUCACCCCGAUGAGUACGGUUGCCACGACGGUCGCCAUGCUCCUCGAGGGCGGUGACAUGACGGAUGCCUGGGGUCGGAAGGUUGUGGCCGGACAGGAUUAUGGACUCGCCGUCGAGAUCAAUAGGACGAACAUCUACUUCCGCGAUCCGCCCGAAUACUGCGAUGAUGCAAUGAAGGCGACCAUGGAGGGGUCCAAGAUGGAAAGCCAGGCUGAGAGGCUGAGUACGAACAGUAAGCGGGGUGGUUCCUGAUAAUAGGAGCCAGGUAGCUGCCGACUCGCUUCCAAUGUUAAAUUUACGAAGACGCUAGCUGUGACCAUAGGUCGAUCUCCAAUGCGGCCUGGCCAGGCAGCAAUAUGUUGGUUUUAAGUUGGGGUUCCUUCCAGGAGGGAAACCAUUGCCCCAAGCUGUAAGACCUCAACUUAGCACUAGAUACCGAGCCAGGAUUAUAAGCUUCCUGCCCCUGGCCCGCUUCAUUGUGAUCCUAGUCUUCAUAUUUAUACAUCUUCACCAACGAUUAAGCAAUCUGCUACGCUCAUGUCAGUUCUAUUAUAAGGGCUAGCUUCUAAGGGCUAGCUUCUACUAUUCCGCCUCCUCGCAUCCCAUCGGCCAGUCG